Loa loa (African eye worm) is the source of this 234-nucleotide messenger RNA. RefSeq lists its product as hypothetical. NCBI's taxonomy places the organism in Eukaryota, Metazoa, Nematoda, Chromadorea, Rhabditida, Onchocercidae. The transcript has a single exon. The coding region runs from base 1 to 234 and encodes 77 amino acids. The record is from RefSeq and is a predicted model, not a curated record.
AUGCCUAUUAAUCACGACAAAUAUCAGCCGGAUGAAUAUGAUCAUACGUGCAGCCGAAUUUUGCGUUGCACGAAGAAUUCAAAUAUAAAAGGGAAGGGGUGGAGUUUCGGGAUUGAAGGAUAUUGGGGCGCAAUUGAAUAUGCGUUGCGGAGAGAGCAUCCAGAGCUUGGCACAUCAGUAAAUCUCGGGAAGAGUGUCGAGGUGUAUGGUGCAAAUUAUACUUUCAGAAAUUGA